Falco peregrinus (peregrine falcon) is the source of this 5318-nucleotide messenger RNA. RefSeq names its product transport and golgi organization 6 homolog (gene TANGO6). The coding region runs from base 33 to 3662 and encodes 1209 amino acids. Lineage: Eukaryota; Metazoa; Chordata; Aves; Falconiformes; Falconidae. Gene Ontology annotation, biological process: protein secretion. The transcript is spliced from 16 exons. The record is from RefSeq and is a predicted model, not a curated record.
GCCGCGCCCCGCCCCUUCACGGCGGCGCCAAGAUGGCGGGCGGCGCGGGGCCGGAGACGGGCACGGAGCUGGAGCGGGUGGUAGAGGCGCUGGAGCUGCUGCUGCGGCCGCCCGCCGGGCCCGGUGAGCGGGAUGCUGUGGCCGGGCCUGGCCCCGAGCUGCGUCCGGAGACGCUGCGCAGCAACGCGGCGGCGCUGGCGGAGAGGCUGCGGCUGGAGCCGGGCUGGGCGGCGCUGCGCGGCCUGCGCGAUGCUGUGCUGGCCCGGAGCCCCGCGCUGGCCGCCGGGACGGCGGCGGAGGCCGAGCCGGGCUGGGCCGUCGCCUGCGGGCUGCUGGCGCUGCUGCUGUGUCUCAGGGAGCGGUUGGCCGCGCUCGCCGCCGUCCCCGCCGUCCGCGGGCCCGGACCCGGGGCCGCUCCGCCGCCCAGCGCCGACACGCUGAGCGUGGCGCAGGGCCGGUCGGUGGCGCGGGCGCUGCGGGCCGCCGUGGGCCUGGGCCUGCUGCCCUACCUGCCACCGGGUGUGGGGCAGCGCCCGGGCCCCCCCGCGUCCCCCUCGGUACUGCCGGCCAUCUGCGGGGCCCGGCUCCUCACCGCCACCACCGCCUUGACCGAGGUGGCCCGGCACCCCGCGCUGGGCAGCCCGCUCCUCGCCCGCCAUCUCGGCCUCCUCCUCGCCAGCCUCUGCCUGCUGGGCCAUGGCCCCACCGCCCACAGCCAGGGUGUUCCAGAAGCGGAGCGAGCAUGGUGCCGGGAGGCCCUGCGGGACAUCCUGGACCGUGUCUACCAGCCACUGGCGGUGCGGGAGCUGCUGGUCCUGCAGGGCCGGCCCAAGCAGAGUCCCCUCUCUCCUGGGGAAGAAACAAAGCCGACCCUUGUGCGGGCUCCAGCGUGGCUGCGACGCCUUUGUGGUCAGCUGCUCUCUGAGAGGCUAAUGAGACCCAGCGGGGUUCAGUCUGUGGUUCGGGGCAUCAUGGAAGGAACAGGCGCAGGUGGCGCUGGUGCUGAAGCAGCAGCUGUGGACUGGAGAAAAUGUGACAUGGUUGCAAAGAUCCUGGCUUCCUGCCCACAGCAGUGCCUUUCCCUCGAGGACUACUACAGACUGGUAUGCCCCCAGAUUCUGGACUUGCUGCACAUCCAGGACAAGCUGACAGCACGCCAGUUCCAGCGAGUGGCCACCACGACGCUGCUCACCAUGGUGAAAGAGCACCCUCAGCUGGCACAGAAGUACCUGCUCCAGCCCUUGUUGGCACCGCUCCUGCGAUGCUCUGAGACAGCAGAGCUAGCAGUGGAAGAUUUGUCAGCAGGGAGCGUGCUGGUGACAGAGGCAGAACUCAGCAGCUGUGUGGAAGAUGUGCUCAAGGUGUAUGUGGUUGGAAAUGACAGCUCGAGCCUGCUGCUGCAAUCCUUACAAUCAGUCCUGGGAGUGGUUUUUUCCCUCUAUUCCUUUGCCAAGCAGAAUGUGUCAUACUUACGCUCCCCAUGCCAGGAGAUCCUGCUGUGGUUCCUAGAGAAGUCGGAGCGAGAUGUGUCGCUGUCUGUGCUGGAAGGCUUUGCAGGGCUGAACAGCAGUGUGCACGUCCUCCACCCACGGUGCCGGUUCUGUGCGGGCAGUGAGGGUGGUGCCACCAUUGCAGUGGAAGAGACCGUCAGCGAUGAAGAUGAGGCCCUCUACCAGAAGAUUUCCUCCGAGCAGCGCCAUGUGGAGGACUUGGUGGAGCUCUUGUCUCACUGCCAGAAGAGUGGUCUAGCUGGAGACUUCUUCAUCUGCUGUCUGAAGGCGCUGACUCACGUGGCUGCAGAGGACGAGGUGACUUCGAACUCGGAUGUGGAACCUGGAAGGAGUCUCCUGGAGCUGGAGCAGUACCAUGCCAGGCAGAGGAGGAAGCUACAGGUCCUGCAGCUGGUGGCCACACUGUGUGAGAGCGUCUCAGACACCGUGUUCACAGAUGUUGCUCAGGUGGAGGCGUUCGUGGCAGCCACGCUGCAGCGAGCCUGCGUCAGCUCGGCACGGGGCCCCGGCGCCGCGGCGGAGGCGCAGACCCUCGCCAUGGCCAUGGGGCUUGUGGCCGCCAUGCUGGGCGGAGCCGUCCAGCUGCAAUCCAGUGACUUUGCAGUGCUGAAGCGGCUGGUGCCGUUGCUGGAGGAGCUCUCCCGCACCUACCCCGAUCCCCUCACCCAGGAGCUGGCCGCGGACCUGCGCAUCGCCAUCUGCACCCACGGCGCCUUCUCGCCUGCGACAGUGGGUGCCGCUGCUGACGGCGUGCUGGGGAAGAAGCCAGGGAUGGGAAUGCAGAGCCCUGCUGGCAUCCCUGGCAGACCCCCAGGCCCAGGGAGUGGCCCGACGCUGCCACAGCACAGCCGCAGCAGCCCCUCAGCUCCCAGGGAGAGGAGCGAAGAGCAGAGCAUGUGCCAUGAGCCUGGUGCUGUGGGUCCCGCUCCAGCCCCCUGUGCCGACAGCCCGGCUCCGGCCGGACUCCAGGAGAUCCUGGUAUCGGCAUACGACCCCCAGCCCCCAGGGCGGGCAGCUGCCCUGCGCCACCUCGCCAGCCUGAUCACACAGCGGGAUCCCGAAGCGCUUCAGCUUCAGGAGAAACUCCUGCAGGUGUUCCUGGAGAAUUUGCAGCACGAGGAUGCCUUCGUCUACCUCUCAGCCAUCCAAGGCAGGUGCCUCCACACCCAGGAUGACACGGGCAUCUGGAGCAAUGGCCGCAACGGCAGGUCACGGUACACCGGGUUGCGUGGAAGGGAGGUGCCAUUGCCAUGGCCCAAAGCGAUACUGGUGCUGCCAGGACCCCGGCUGCCGUUGGGCGUUGCCCUGCUCUCCAGCGAGUACCCGGAACGGAUCCUGCCUGUCCUGCUGGCACGGUACAGGUGCCCGGCGCAGGGCACGGAGGACACCAUGGCUGCCAUCACCAGGAUGAAGCUGGGCGAGGUGCUGAUGCGCGUCAUCCAGGCGCUGGCAGAGGCCAGGCCAGUGGGAGCGUGCAGCCAGAGCUCUCCACGGCGGGGGAAGGCAGCAGCCGACGUCCCUGCUGCCGGGGCAGCUGCGCGAGGGUCCCUGGUCACCGGCUGGGUGCUUUGUUCCCCAGCCAGCCGUGGCAGGGCAGACCUCCUCCUGCAGAGCCCAGGCCACCCAGGACUGGGGCUCCCCUGGGGCCUGUGCCACAUGCUGGCUACCCAGCUUGCUGGAGCUCUCCUCCGGGGCACGGCUACCACCGUAACAUCCCCUGGGCAUGGUGGCACCCCUGAGCUCGACUGGCAUCCCACCGAGGCCAGUGCUCCGUGGGCCAGGUUGUGCCACUCUGCUGCUGGGAUGGGGACAGGGCAUCCUACGGGCCAGCAAUCCCAUCAUCUCCCCGUGAGCUCCAGCAAGUGGUGUGAGCAGUGGCAGAGCCUUUUGGUCUCUGAAGGCCCCUGGGUGAUGUCCGUGCGUCCAGCCCUUGCCUUGCUUGGCGCUGCAGCUGCACCACGCUGGGGUUCCCUCGGCAGCUGCCCGCGGCACGGCUGGCAGUGGGACGGUGGGCACGGCCUCCGCUGCAGCUCUCCCCGCUCCCCGUGGUGCCUCUGCCGCAGGCAGCAACUCUGGCACGUCCCAGCUCGCCUGCAUAUUUAUAGAAUAAAUCGCAUGAAGUUGUUUUUGUUGCAAAGCUUCAGGAUUUAAGAGCAAGGAUUUAUCCAGCACUUCCAGAAAUGCUUUGCUCUGUGCAGCAGUGCUGCUGUGGUUCAGAGCUCUCCUGCUGCCUGGGGACCACCAUGCCUCCCACCUGCCCCAUCCCUGCAUGCCAUCCCACUGGAGUGGCUUUUUCCUAUCCAGGAGGGGAUUUUGCAGCAGGCACCUGUCACCCGGCAAACGGCCGGUGUGGGCAGCGUGGCUGGAAGUGCACAGCAGCCCCGUCCCAGAUGUGUGGCAGCCCCAUCCUGAGCACGCAGUGCCAUUCCUCUGCAUCCAGCAACGCAGGGCCAGGCACCGCACGAGGGUUCAUGGAGACCUUCCACCGACCCGAUUAGCUUUCGCUGCAAACCCAUUAAAUCUGCUCUGGGUGCACCACGGCAGACCUCUUCCCUUCUUCAUCAGGGAGCAUGUGCCUUGCUUGCUGCAGAAGGGGAAACGCUUCAUGUUCUUUCUGUGACCGUCUGGCACAGGGCUGGUGUGCUGUUGGCUUUAGAGGAGAUGCAUCAUGCUCAGACCAUCCAGCACUGCUCAGGCUGCCAUACUGACUCCUGGGGUGCAAGCAUGGAGCAGGCUGUGUUCCCAAGCGGUGUGGCCGUCCUUGGCUUCACCACACUGCCCUGAGCUCUCCCACCCAGUGCCAUGCAGGAGCCGUGCCUGCCCUUCUGAGUGCACCAUCCUUUAGUAGCAGGGAGGGCCACGUAGGAAGAGUGAAGCUACAACAGGGUGGUCCUACAGAAGGACGUGGCUGCCUGCUGCCUCUCCUGCUCCUACCCAGCUUUGGCCAUCACAUGCAGUGUGUCCCCUCCUGGCACACAGCCGGUGCUGCCAGGCUGUUGGCAUGCUAGUGGUGCAGGGGCCAGUCCCCAGCCCCUCGCCGCAGUGGGUGAUGGGGUCCCUCCACUGCCCCCACAACUUAUUCCUGCCCUGCAUCCCACCUCAGAGCUUCCAGAACUUGGGAGAACCAGGAAACCACCGAGCUCACGGGCUGGCAAGCCUGCCAGAGCUUCCUUUCCUCCAUUACUGCCAGGCGAGUGCCGCCCCACACUCUCUCGCCGGAGCAGCGCCUGCUCGGUGGGAGCUGUGCCUGUGCCGUGGGGUGCAUGGCCACCAGCCAUCCAGCUUGCACGGGAGGACCCUGCGCCGGGGUGACUGUGCAUGCUGGUCACGGGCUCUGCUAAUUAGGCGGCUCACACAUCUGCGGCACCGCCAUGUGCUAAUUGGCAUGGGGGGUUGUGCGGCUGAAUUAUGUGAGAAUUUGGGCUUCACACUUCGUUUCUGUGUGCUGUAUCUGUGGGCACCUCUGAACGGCCCCCUGGGAGCUGGGGAGAUGUGGGGUGUUCUGGACAGCCCCAGACAAAGCUCUUUGCUGUGGGGUGUGUGCCGUUGGGGUUUCCUGGCGCCCCGGGGGACUGUGCCGUGGUGUUCUCAUCUCUGGCACCAUGGCGGGUCCCUGCCGUGGCUCUGUCUGCCUUGCUCAGAGCUGCGCCUGGGUCCCUGUGCUGGGCACAAGCUGUGCUCCAGAUAUUGCACCCAGCUGUUGCACAGUGCUGCAAGGGGGGGGACCCAAUCCAGCUGCUCCUGAUGGAGCCGGGGCUUUGGCAGGAAGGGGCUGGGAAUUUUUCCUUGCCUGUGACAUGCCACUCU